This is a messenger RNA of Durotheca rogersii, 7284 nucleotides long. Its product is annotated as polyketide synthase. The coding region runs from base 1 to 7284 and encodes 2427 amino acids. Gene Ontology annotation, biological process: secondary metabolite biosynthetic process; fatty acid biosynthetic process. Lineage: Eukaryota; Fungi; Ascomycota; Sordariomycetes; Xylariales; Xylariaceae. The record is from RefSeq and is a predicted model, not a curated record. The transcript is spliced from 9 exons. Gene Ontology annotation, molecular function: fatty acid synthase activity; oxidoreductase activity; 3-oxoacyl-[acyl-carrier-protein] synthase activity.
AUGUCCAGCUCUGACCUCGUUAUCGUUGGGUCUUCGGGCUCUUCUUCUGGAGAUAACUCUAGCAUAAUGCUCACCAACCAUGAAGAGGAGGGGACUGGUGGUAUCACGUCUUUCAGCGACGACCCUCCUUGCAUUGUGGGCAUAGCAUGUCGUCUUCCGGGGGACAUCGGCUCCCCCUCAGAUCUGUGGGACUUUCUAGUUGAGCAAAAGUCAGCUCAGGGGCCAGUACCACCUGAACGAUACAACAUCGGCGGUUUCUACCACCCCAGCCCAAACCGUAGUGGCAGCACGAACGUGCCAGGAGGUUAUUUCAUCAACGAGGACCUACGACAAUUCGACAAUUCCUUUUUUGGCAUUAAUAACCUAGAAGCUACAUAUAUGGAUCCGCAACAACGUAAAUUGCUCGAGGUUGUAUACGAAUGCCUCACGAGUGCUGGCGUGACUAUGGACAGUGUCUCCGGGUCCACCACCGGCGUCUUCGUUGCCAACUUUUCAGUCGAUUACCAACCCAUUCAAACACGCGACCCGGAUUACCUACACAGAUAUGUUGCAACUGGUUCAGGCGCCACUGUCAUGUCCAAUCGCAUUAGCCAUAUCUUUAACCUUCACGGGCCAAGCAAUACGAUAGAUACUGCGUGCUCUUCAUCUAUCUACGCCCUCCACCAGGCUACCAACGCUCUCAAGACGGGCGAUUGUGAUAGUGUCAUCGUCGCAAGCGCUAAUAUGAUAAUGUCGCCUGAACUACAUAUCGCAGCAGCGAAGAGCGGCGUUCUCUCACCUAAUGGUACAUGCCGAACUUUUGAUGUAGCAGCAGACGGUUAUGGUCGAGCCGAAGGAGUCAACGCUAUUUAUAUAAAACGUUUAUCGGCCGCACUUAGAGAUGGAAACCCCAUUCGAGCCAUCAUCCGCGGUAGUGCAGUGAACGCGAGCGGGAGGACCCCUGGGAUCUCGCUGCCAAGCGGGAAGCUUCAAGAGGUAGUCAUGCGCAAAGCUUACCAGAAUGCCGGCCUGGACUUUGCGGGGACGGAUUAUGUCGAGUGUCACGGCACCGGCACUCCGGUGGGCGACCCUAUAGAGGUGGACGCCGUCGGAAAGUGCUUUUCGCCGCGCGAAGGGCCUCCAUUACUUAUCGGAUCGGUGAAAACCAAUGUCGGUCACAGCGAGGGAGCCAGUGGCCUCACUUCUAUCCUCAAGGUCGUCAAGUCCUUUGAGAACGGCCAAAUCCCCCCAUCGCGAGGCAUAGUCAAACUGAACCCCAAGUUGAUUCUAGGGGAACGGAAUCUGAAAGUCGCCACUGAAGUAGAGAAGUGGCCUCGGGCGCUACGUCGUGCCAGUAUCAACUCGUUCGGGUAUGGCGGCGCCAACGCCCACGUUAUUCUAGAAUCAGCCGAAAGCUACCUCGGUCAGGACUACCAAACAAAGUAUUUCUCUCCAAUCAGUGGUUUAAGCCUACUAGAUGAGCAGAAGCUUGUUGUAUUGCCUGUGUCGGCGGCAUCAUCGAAGUCGCUGGAAACGCUCAUCAGGCAAAUAUCCAACAGUGCGACUCUGUGCGCUGACGGAGCCGCCCUCCAAAGUCUGGCUUACACACUCAGUAAAGGUCGAGACCACUUGCGACACAGAAGUUUCCUUGUAGCGAAGCAUGAAGCCGGGGCCAUAACGGUGACCGAGGCUGCACCCGCCAAACCUGCAAACCAGCUACCCUUCGCCUUUGUGUUUACAGGCCAGGGAGCGCAAUUCCCUGGCAUGGCCAAAGAGCUGCUAGUUCGCAGUCAGCACUUCCGCGACACUAUCCGUCGCCUCGAUGAAGUCCUCCACGCCCUCCCUGCCCCUUACACUCCGUCCUGGACCCUCGAGCAGACUCUGCUUGACGGCCCAAAUAGCCGCAUCAAUGAAGUAACGCGCAGUCAGCCAAUAUGUACUGCAGUCCAAAUCGGGCUUGUCGACUUGCUAAGAUCCUGGGGUAUCCAACCUACAUCCGUAGUUGGCCACUCUUCUGGAGAGAUUGCGGCUGCCUACGCCGCCGGCCUCAUAAGCUGGUCGAAAGCUAUUCUAGUCGCAUACUACCGCGGUUAUGCAGUGGGCGGCUUACGCACUCGGGGUGCUAUGAUGGCAGCGGGUAUAGGUCCCGAGUCAGCCCAGGCCCUUAUUGAUAGCAAAGGACUCCAAGGAGAAGUGCGUGUCGCCUGUGCCAACUCCCCAGAAAGCGUAACUCUGAGCGGUUCUCAGGAGGGCAUCGAAGCGCUGAAGCAGGAGCUUGAGAACCAGAAAAAGUUCGUACGGAAGUUGGAAACCGGCGGGCGGGCUUACCACUCCCAUAUGAUGGAGGAGAUCGGUCCAUUAUAUGAAGAGCUUCUCACACCGUUAUUCGCCGGCGAGGGCAGUAAGAACGGAACUACUGAAGCGAAGAUGUUCUCGUCCGUCGGUCACGACCCCAAGAAGCUUAGCCUACUUGACGGCGACGUCAGCUUGGCGGCUUACUGGAGGCAAAACCUCGAGCAGCCAGUCCAGUUCAGCUCCGCUUUGGCGAAUCUAGUAGCAGCUGGAAACAACAAGAUCCACCUCAUUGAGAUUGGCCCUCACUCCGCACUCAAGGGGCCCAUCAACCAGAUCCGGACCGGCCUCAAGCUGGACGAGAAAGCCCUUCCCUAUUCAUCAACACUCGUCAGGAACGAAGACGCAGACUUUUGUAUGAAGAGCCUUGCUGGAAUACUUUUCACUUACGGUCACGCCCUUAAUUGGGAGAAAGCGGAUGGCCUGCCUGAACUUGGUUUAAGGAUACUCCAUAACCUUCCACCCUACCCAUGGGACCACUCUGGGGACUUGCUCUGGAGUGAACCCCGAGCUAGUAUUGAGAUGAGAAACCGCAAGCACUUGCGUCACGAGCUUCUCGGAACGCUAGCACUCACCGGCAACGGCAUCGAUCACACCUGGCGCAACAUUGUCCGCCUUGGAGAGAUACCGUGGAUGCCGGACCACAAGGUGGAGGACCAAAUCGUCUUCCCUGCUGCCGGAUACAUGGCAUUGGCCAUCGAGGCUGUGUCGCAGGUUACGGGAUCCAAGGGCAAGCCCGCAUCUCAACUUGCCUUCGAGUUCCGAAACGUAAAUAUCAGCGCGGCGCUUAACAUCAAGGAAGACCGAGAUAUCUACUCUGUGGCAAAGGACGUAGAACUCCACACUACCAUGUCCCUUCGUAAGAUAUCCAACGCGCACGCUUCUGUUCACUGGCACGACUUCUCUAUCUCAUCGUGGGCCAACAGUCAAACCACUGUCCACUGUACCGGGAGUAUCCGCCUCACGGACCCUCGGAGAGGAAUUGAGACAAAGCAUGAGGGAAUCAAGGUAUUAGACACGGACGGCUUCGAUGCUUGGUCCACCGACCGGUGGUAUAAGAAGUGGUAUGAGGAAGGAUUGUGCUUCGGCCCGCAUUUCCGAUCCCUGACCGGCCUUCGAACUGACGGAGGACGAAACCGGCGCGAGGUUGUCGGAGCUACCCAUAUUGUGCCUCCGGUUGCUAAGACAGGAGGUUCUGACUAUGUCGUGCACCCCGUCACCAUCGACGCAGCUCUACAAGCUGCAAUUCUUAGCACGACGGCGGGACACGUGCCAGCUCUGAAAUGUUGGCUCCCCGUGUUUAUUGCUGAAUGCAGAAUCCAGCCACCCCGGGAUGACGAGCCUGAUGUUGAGGUGAAAGUCCAUGCGCGCUCGGAGGAAACCGGUCUCUCGAGCAGGAAGAUAGAGGGCACACUAAGAGAUUCACGCGGGACACCUGUGGUCGACUUUAAGGGCGGACGCAUCUCGCUAUACACCGGCAAGGCUUCCGCGCCCUCGGCUCAAUCCGAUGGCAGCGGCGACAAUCUCCGAGACCUAUUCAUGCAACGCCAGCCGACUCUGAGGAUCCACUGGAAGCCAGACAUCAUGCGGUUAGGCCCAGAAGCCGAGAUUCAGCUGCGGGAGUACGUAGACGCCUUUGUAGAACAACAGCACCCAGAUCUAAGGGACGACGAGAGCCUGGCUGUUAUCGGGGCUCUCUUGGAUCUUGCCGGGCACAAGAACCCGCGCAUGCGCGUCCUGGAACUCGACGGAGAUACGUUUGGCUACAAGGCGAAGCAAUGGCUGAGCAUCCUGGACAAGGAGACGGCUUUCUCGCGUUGCCGGUCAUGGCAUCCGGCCAAGAUGAAUGAGGAUGGAAAUAUCACCGUACAAGAUGACGCCGAAGGUCCAUUUGAUGUCCUACUGAUCCCCAGACAUGCCGCUUCCAAACGAGUCUCGGUGGAAGAUGAGAAGCGGUUCGUGUCUCUUGUCUCUGAAAAUGGCAUCGUCAUUACUCGGAAGUCGGAUGUCUGCAUUGAUAUACUCAAGACGAUGGGAUUCGAGGUUCUAGAUGUUGGCAAGAGAGUGAUAUUGGCCGUACGGCCGCUGCAGACGAGUGUCUUACGGGGUCGAAAUGCCCUCAUUGUACGGACCGAGAACGCGUCCCCUGCGACCACCCAGCUCGCAACAGCAUUAGCGACGUACCUACAGAAGAGCGCCGGCGUGUCACAAGUUAACAUCGUAGGACUAGAGCAGAUCGACAAAACAGAGAUCGCCGAACAGGACAUCUGCAUCUCCCUUCUGGAGGCGGAGCGCGAGUUCCUCGCUACUAUGAGCCCGCAAGACAUGAACCGUCUGCGCGCCAUAACGGAUGUCGUGACAGACCUAGUCUGGUUUACGGGCGCCAACAUGCUAGGCAGUAUCCCGGACCCGAACCUGACUCUAUCGAGCGGCCUCUCGCGCGCGCUUAUGCUAGAACAGCCGACGUUACGAUACUCGGUCCUGGACGUUGGGCCGAUUAAAGAGUUGAACGUGGCCAAGGCCUGUGAAAACGUUCUGAAGGUCCUAGUUGCCAAAUACGAUAAGGACGACUGCGAAUUCGUAAAUAAGGAAGGCCUCCUGCACGUGAGCAGAUACGGACCUGAUUUCGAAGUCAACUCCCUCUUCCGGCGGCGACUAGACCCGAAAACGGAGAGGAAGACGCGAACACUCGCCGAGGCUAAGCCGGCCCGGCUAUCAAUCGACCGUGCUGGUGUCACGGACACGAUUCACUUGCAGCAGCUGUCGGAUCCAGAGCAGUACAGCGCGCCGCCAGACGGGUUCGUCGAUAUCGAUGUCAAGGCGGUCAGUCUCAACGCCAAGGAUGUAUAUGCCAUGAACGGCCGCGUAGAUACGCGCGACAAGACCACGGCGUUCGACUUCUCAGGUAUCGUGACCGCGGUUGGCAGCGGUAUCGAGCACCUAAAGGUCGGCGACCGCGCCGUGGCCUAUGCCCCCCACCACCUCGGAACGACGGUACGGGUGCCCUCCGGAUCAGUGCACAAGAUGUUGGACAGCGAAGAGUUCACGGUAGUGCCGACGCUGCUGCUCGUCUACGCCACCGCGCUUUACGCCAUUAAUCACCGGGCCCAUCUGCGAGCGGGAGAGUCCAUCCUAAUCCACGCCGGCUCCGGCGGUCUAGGUAUCGCAGCCAUCACCCUAGCCCAGGAGAUCGGCGCCACGGUGUACACCACAGUGGGCUCCCAGUCCAAGCGGGAUUACCUAAUCAAGCAACUGAACGUCCCGGCGUCCCACAUCUUCAGCUCGCGCGACGCUUCCUUCGUCCGGGAGGUCAUGGAGGCGACGGGCGGCCGCGGCGUCGACGUCGUGCUGAACUCGCUCGUCGGUGACCUGAUGCACGACAGCUGGAACUGCGUGGCCGAGUUCGGGCGCUUCGUCGAGGUCGGCAAGCGCGAGCUCCUCGACGCCGGCAAGCUGGACAUGCGCGUGUUCCUGCGCAACGUGACCUUCACUGCGUUCGACCUGUCCGAGCUCUACUAUGCCGAGGACCCCUACAAUCGCGCCAUCUGGGACAAGCUCAUGGUUGAGACGCUCGAGCUCUACCGCAGCCGGAAGAUCCGGCCCCUGCCGAUGAAGGUGUUCGACAUCAGCCAGGUCUCGCAGGCGUACCGCUACUUCGCUAACAAGGAUCGCGUGGGCAAGGUCGUCAUUUCCAUGGAGGACCCGCGGGCCCGCGUCCCGGUCGCGCCGGCUACAUUUAACAGCGUCUUUAAUCCCCAAAAGGUCUAUCUUCUCAUCGGCUGUCUCGGCGGUCUGGGCCGCAGCCUAAGCCGAUGGAUGAUGGCGCGAGGGGCCCGUCACUUUGUCUUCCUCGGCCGUUCGGGAGCGGACAAGCCCAACGCCAAAGAACUCGUAACGCGGCUCGAAAGGGCCGGGGCUACAGUUGGCGUGGUUCGCGGCGACGUCUCUAAGGCCGCCGACGUAAGCGCCUCAGUCGCAGCCUGUGCCGCCACCGGACGACCCAUCGGCGGCGUCAUCCAAGCCGCCAUGGGUCUCCACGAGGCGCUGUUCACUCGUAUGCCGAACGAGGCCUGGCAUACGGGCAUCGACCCCAAGUGGCAGGGCACCUGGAACAUCCACAACGCGUUGGAAGUGCAAGGGCAGGAUGACGCGCUCGACUUCUUCCUACUGACAUCGUCGGUGUCGGGAACCGUCGGCACGGCGACCGAGAGCAACUACUGCGCGGCGAACGGCUUCCUCGACGCGUUCGCGACGUGGCGCCGCUCGAUGGGCAAGCCCUGCGUCUCGGUGGGCCUGGGCAUGAUCUCGGAGGUGGGCUACCUGCACGAGAACCCGGAGAUCGAGGCGCUGCUGCUCCGCAAGGGCAUCCAGCCGCUCAACGAGGACGAGUUCCUCCAGGUGGUCGACCUCGCGCUCGCCAGCGAGCCGGCGCGCGACCCGCGGGAGGCGCACCUGUUGACGGGGCUGGAGCCGGCGGCGAUCCGCGAGCUGAGCGCGCGCGGCUUCGACGUCACGAGCCACGGGGUGUUGGUGGAGGCGCGGGCGGCGGUGCUGCUGGCGUCGCUGCAGGCCGAGAAGGAGGCGGGCGAGGCGCAGCCGCAGGGCGCCAGCGCAGCGGUGGCGGCCGCGCCGUGGUUCCAGGACGUGCCGCCAGCAGUGGCGGCUGCGCUCAUGCCCGAGGCCGACGCCGAGUCGAUGCAGGCGGCCGUCCUGCGCCUCGUCAAGAAGCGCUUCUCCAACCUGAUCCUGAUGCCGUUCGACCAGAUCGACGAGCGCAAGGCGCUGCCCGAGUUCGGCGUCGACAGCAUGAUCGCGUCCGAGUUCCGCGCCUGGUUCUGGACCGUGUUCCGCAUCGACGUCCCGUUCCUAGAUAUCAUGAGCGCGCAAAAGUCGCUGUCGCUUUUGGCGGAAUUCGUAGAGGUGAAGGUGCAGGCGGCUGCCACAUCGAGUUGA